CGGAGCUUGCCGCCGGCGGAGGGCGGGGCCCGCGCCGGGAUUUCCCCUGGGUUGAGCUGCGCAGGGAAGCGGAGGGGUUUUGGCCAAAUUGGGCGAGGGCACAAAGUAACCACUUACCCCUUCUCACCGAGGAAGAGAGGGAGAAAGGGCCUUCCCUGAUUUUGGCCAUGGAGUCUUUAAUUACCCGAGUGAUCAAUGUAAAAACAACAUUCUUCUUUUAGUGUGGCGCAGAGUCCCACCUGCUGAAGGAACAAGAGGUCUAGUCCCCUUCUAUUCUGUAGGCCCACCUCAGAAAGAGAGCUCUUGCAGAAAUAACCUGCUUUUUCUCCACAUCGGGAGCUGAGUUUCCUGUUGCGGUGGAACCCAGGGCAUACAUAAAAGGUAUGGCACAGUCACAAGGGUGGGUGAAAAGAUACUUCAAGGCCUUUUGUAAAGGCUUCUUUGUGGCAGUACCUGUGGCAGUGACUUUCUUGGAUCGAGUUGCCUGUGUGGCAAGAGUGGAAGGAGCAUCAAUGCAGCCUUCUUUGAAUCCUGGAGGGAGCCAGUCACCUGAUGUGGUACUUUUGAACCACUGGAAAGUGAGGAAUUUCGAAGUACAACGUGGUGACAUUGUUUCAUUGGUGUCUCCUAAAAACCCAGAACAGAAGAUCAUUAAGAGAGUGAUUGCUCUUGAAGGAGAUAUUGUCAGAACUAUAGGACACAAAAACCGGUAUGUCAAAGUCCCCCGUGGUCACAUCUGGGUUGAAGGUGAUCAUCAUGGACACAGUUUUGACAGUAAUUCUUUUGGGCCGGUUUCCCUGGGACUUCUGCAUGCCCACGCGACACAUAUCCUGUGGCCUCCAGAGCGCUGGCAGAAAUUGGAAUCGGUUCUUCCUCCAGAGCGCUUACCAGUUCAGAGUGCAGAGGACUGACUGCCUGCAUCGUCCUGAGCUGCUGGCACUGGGAGGCCGAAUACAGGAAGGGGGUGGAGAAGCGGAGCCCCCAGGAGAGAAAAGCUUCCAACAAUAUCUGUGCAAGCAGCAUUUAUAACCCAUUAAGAUGAUCUGUAUUAUUAAAGAAAGAGUUUUUAAAUAUUAAACAUUAUUAAAUGGCAUCUCAUUUUGUGUUAAAUUUUAAUACCGUAUUGUUUAAUGCUGAAAAGAAUAUGUAGACCUUUGGGAAUAUGAAAAUAUUUCACCCAUGUAUCUUAAAGAAGGUAAACUUGAGAUUAUUCAUUAUACAUAUUCUAUUGAUAGUUGGGUUUUGAUUUUGGUACUUGCUGCUGAAAUAAUUUGAAAAUUAAUAUUCAAUGAAAAUAAUUUGUCAUUUACUAUUAAGAUAGAACAUGAAGAAACACAUAUUAUGCAUAUAAUGAUAGGAAUUAACUUGUAAUUGACAGUAUCUACAGCGCAGUGACUAUCAGUUAGGAAGGACAGUAAACUGAUGUUAAAAUAAAACAGGGAUUUGUUCAGGUUCUGUUUGGGUGUUCAAUCAUCAUUUAACCCUUUCAUCCAUUAAUGAGGAAUAUGUUAUCCCACCUGUAAGUAAGCAAUGAAAAUAAUGAAGGACCAGUUCUAUCCAUACUUCCAUACAAUCAAACCUUUUUCAUUGGCCCUUUUAAAUUCAAAAGUUCUGAGUGAUCUCAUGCCUGUUGACAAUGAUGAGU
Molecule: messenger RNA, 1645 nt
Organism: Cynocephalus volans (Philippine flying lemur)
Lineage: Eukaryota; Metazoa; Chordata; Mammalia; Dermoptera; Cynocephalidae
Gene: IMMP2L
Product: inner mitochondrial membrane peptidase subunit 2
Exons: 9
Coding region: 384-911 (175 amino acids)
Cellular component (GO): mitochondrial inner membrane peptidase complex; membrane
Molecular function (GO): serine-type endopeptidase activity
Source: RefSeq, a predicted model, not a curated record